Molecule: messenger RNA, 225 nt
Organism: Rhinocladiella mackenziei CBS 650.93
Lineage: Eukaryota; Fungi; Ascomycota; Eurotiomycetes; Chaetothyriales; Herpotrichiellaceae
Exons: 1
Coding region: 1-225 (74 amino acids)
Source: RefSeq, a predicted model, not a curated record
AUGGGGUACGAAAAACUCAAUUGGUUUCUAUGGUACGAGUAUCAACAAUCGGUCAUGGUCAAGGACGUUGUUGAACAAGUUCAGGCCGAAGAAAGUCGAAAGACUAGGUUCAAGGACAAUCUUCAGGGAGGCAACCGUGAGGAUCGCAACCUAAUUUACGAGAAGCGGAUAUUUGUGGAUGCGGGAGGACGGUUGCCACCGCGCCACAAAGCCUUAAUCUUAUAA